This is a messenger RNA of Cyphellophora attinorum, 1443 nucleotides long. Its product is annotated as Lactose permease. Gene Ontology annotation, molecular function: carbohydrate:proton symporter activity. The transcript is spliced from 4 exons. The coding region runs from base 1 to 1443 and encodes 480 amino acids. Gene Ontology annotation, cellular component: membrane. The record is from RefSeq and is a predicted model, not a curated record. Gene Ontology annotation, biological process: transmembrane transport; carbohydrate transport. Lineage: Eukaryota; Fungi; Ascomycota; Eurotiomycetes; Chaetothyriales; Cyphellophoraceae.
AUGAGCGGUCUCAUGGCUAAGCGGCCCGCAGCCAGCAACACGGCGCUGGCUACGGCAGAAGCACCAGAGAUCCCCUAUGUCGAUUGGAAGAAGUCGCCCGGCCUGAGGAAGCUGUACUUCUACGCUGCUGUCAUUUGCGUUGCCUCUGCGACGACUGGCUACGAUGAGCUCAAGUUCAACACCAUGCAAAUCCUCCCAGCAUGGCGAGACCAAUUCGACGAUCCCCACGGCAGCUCGCUCGGUCGUCUGUCCGCGAUGUACUCAAUCGGUUCCAUCGCCUCCCUUCCAAUUGCACCCUUCGUUUCCGACAGAUUCGGCCGCAAGAUGUCCAUCAUCAUUGGCUGCGUCAUCAUGGUGAUUGCUGCUGCCGUCCAGACCUCCGCCACAGCCCAGCCCCAAUUCGAGGGCGGACGCUUUUUUAUGGGUUUCGGGAAUUCUCUGGCUCAGCUCUCAUCGCCGUUGCUCCUUGCAGAGAUCUGCCACCCUCAGCACCGCGCUCGUGUCACGGCAAUCUACAACUACCGCGCCGACGAAGCCCUCAACAUGCUCGGCAAGUACCAUGCCGAUGGCAAUGUCCACGACCCAACCGUGCAGUUCGAGUACGCGGAGAUCAAGGAGACCAUCCGUCUUGAGUUCCUCUAUCGCAAGUCCUCUCGAUAUGUCGACUUCCUCAAGACCAAAGGCAACCGUUAUCGCCUCGCGAUCAUUGUCUCCCUCGGUCUCUUCUCACAGUGGUCGGGCAAUGGGAUCCUCUCAUAUUACUCCAACAUCAUCUACGACUCGGUCGGGAUCACCUCCACUACCUCCAAACUCGGCCUCGACGCCGGCAACAAGGUAAUGUCGCUCCUCGUCUCGAUCACCUGCGCUCUGCUGGUCGACAGAGUCGGCCGUCGUCCCCUCUUCAUCGCAGCCACCGCCGGCAUGUUCCUAUUCUUCCUUGCUCUCACCAUCACCGGAAGCCAAUACUCCCGCAACCCAUCCAAUGGCACCGGUAUUCUCGCGGUCGUCUGGAUCUGGCUGCACGGUGUGGCUUACAUGUUUGCGUGGUCUGGCCUUCUGGUCGCCUACACUGUCGAAGUGCUGCCCUUCAAGCUCCGUGCUAAGGGUCUUACGAUCAUGAACGUCGCCGUUCAGGUGGCGCUUGUGGUGAACCAAUAUGUCAAUCCCUUGGCCAUUGGGGAGGGCUCGCCGUGGAAGAAUGACGGUUGGAAGCUGUAUUGCAUCUACACCGUGUGGAUCUUCUUGGAGCUGAUCUGGGUGUAUUUUGGCUACCCCGAGACUCGUGGUCCGACUCUCGAGGAAAUUGCAAAGAUCUUCGACGGUGACGCGGCUGAGGUGGGUACCACUGGAGGCAAGGACAUGGAGGGCAUUCGCAUGGACUCGGCUCCACAGCAUGGUGAAGAAAAGCGUAAUGCUCAUGCUCACGAGAAUGAGCGUGUGUAA